AUGAACAACGGCGACAACCCCUUCUUCUCUUUCUCCAACAUCCUUCCCUCCCAGCAAGACCCUGGCCCCAUCCAGUCCACCCCAGACCCUGACCCCAUCCAGUCCACCCCAGACCCUGACUCCAUCCAGUCCACCCCUGACCCCAUCCAGUCCACCCCAGACCCAAACCCCAUCCAGUCCAGCCUAGACCCCAUCCAGUCCACCCCAGACCCUGGCCCCAUCCAGUCCACCCCAGACCCAGACCCCAUCCAACCCCACCAUUCCACCCCAGACCCCAUCCCGUCCACCCCAGACCCUGGCCCCAUCCCGUCCACCCCAGACCCCAUCCCGUCCACCCCAGACCCCAUCCAGUCCACCCCAGACCCCAUCCAACCCCACCAUUCCACCCCAGACCCCAUCCCGUCCACCCCAGACCCUGGCCCCAUCCCGUCCACCCCAGACCCCAUCCCGUCCACCCCAGACCCCAUCCAGUCCACCCCAGACUCAGACCCCACCAUUCCACCCCAGACUCCAUCCAGUCCACCCCAGACCCCACCAUUCCACCCCAGACCCAGACCCCAUCCAGUCCACCCCAGACCCUGA
This is a messenger RNA of Oncorhynchus masou masou (cherry salmon), 582 nucleotides long. RefSeq lists its product as uncharacterized. The record is from RefSeq and is a predicted model, not a curated record. The transcript has 4 exons. Lineage: Eukaryota; Metazoa; Chordata; Actinopteri; Salmoniformes; Salmonidae. Bases 1 to 582 code for a protein of 193 amino acids.